Formica exsecta is the source of this 717-nucleotide messenger RNA. RefSeq lists its product as uncharacterized. The coding region runs from base 1 to 717 and encodes 238 amino acids. Gene Ontology annotation, molecular function: nucleic acid binding. The transcript has a single exon. Lineage: Eukaryota; Metazoa; Arthropoda; Insecta; Hymenoptera; Formicidae. The record is from RefSeq and is a predicted model, not a curated record. Gene Ontology annotation, biological process: DNA integration.
AUGUAUUCGGACAACGGGACAACAUUCGUCGGGGCGGACCGACAAAUGACCGUCGCGUACCGGUCAGCAUUACGCGAUCCGAAUUUUCUGAACUUGACUGCCUCCGAUAACGUCUCGUGGAAUUUUAUUCCCCCGUCUGCUCCGCACUUCGGAGGAUUGUGGGAGGCGGGCGUACGGAGCGUCAAAACUCAUUUGCGUCGCGUGUUAGGGAAUCACAUGCUCACAUUCGAGGAAUUCUCGACUUUACUAUGCAGAAUCGAAGCGUGUCUUAAUUCUAGGCCGAUUGCGCCCCUCUCCGAUACGCUUGAGGACUACGAAGGUCUGACCCCCGGCCACUUCCUGGUCGGAUCCGCUCUUACUGUUAACCCGGAACCAUCAUUGCUCGAUCUCCACGAAAAUCGUCUUUCGAGGUGGCAGCUCGUCCGACACGUUACCGAGCGAUUUUGGAAGCUAUGGAGUAACGAUUAUUUAAAUACGUUACAACAAAGAGCAAAGUGGCGAAAGGUCAAGCCGCCGAUCAAAACCGGGCAACUCGUUCUGUUAAGAAAUCCGCUUUUACCCCCCUGCAAAUGGGAGUUGGGCCGAGUGACACGCUGUUACCCCGGCUCCGACGGCUUCGUCCGGGUCGUCACCGUAAAGACGGCCACCUCCGAAUUCAAAAGUCCGAUAGUAAAAUUGUGCGUUCUACCGGUCAAUAGUGAGGCAACGAGCAAUUAG